Messenger RNA from Octopus bimaculoides (California two-spot octopus), 2597 nucleotides. RefSeq lists its product as uncharacterized. Gene Ontology annotation, biological process: regulation of transcription by RNA polymerase II. Gene Ontology annotation, molecular function: DNA-binding transcription factor activity, RNA polymerase II-specific; RNA polymerase II cis-regulatory region sequence-specific DNA binding. The record is from RefSeq and is a predicted model, not a curated record. Lineage: Eukaryota; Metazoa; Mollusca; Cephalopoda; Octopoda; Octopodidae.
UUGACGUCGCUUUAGGUAACGAUUACCUUACAGCAUUCUCUAGUGAUAGGAGGUGAGUUCCACGAUUGCCGCCCUCGUUCAGCACUUGUUUGUUUACAUUAAUUGGUAAUUAACGAUUGUCUUGGCCCGAAGAAGAUAGAAAUCCUGUGAGAGAAUGGAUGGUCAGGACAGGAACGCUUAAAGACUGGAUGAUCGUAGUUGGAACACUUUUGUUAAAACUUCCUAUAGACAUAUUUAGAAAAAUUUGAAAAGUUGGUGCAUUUUCAGGUUAUCCGAUGACAGUUAAACAUAUUUCACCUCAAAUUUUGAAGACCAGCAAUUACUCCAUCAGCCAAUGUCAGCCUGAUUCUACAAGUUUUGAUUAAUUGGAUAUCAGAUAUUUUCCUGAAAUUGAAGUUCUUUCAGAAGUGUUUAUGGAAAAAUUUUGUGUAAAAGUUAAACUGGUACGGAUUUAAAUAUUUAGACAUAACCUUGCUAAUUGGAGUGAGUUUAUUUACCACUAGUUAAUUAUAAGAUUUUAUUCUAAUAAAUUUUCUUGAAAGCAUUUCUGAUCAUCUUGAACAUAAACAGACUCUGUUAAAGUCCACCAUACAGGGAUAAUAUAAUCUUGGAAAUAUUUCUGUUAUAUAUUACAAAAACUACAGAAAGACGUUAAAAGAAAUUUUAUAUUUUAGGGAAAAAAGAGAAAAUUAUGGUUUUUAAUAAAUCACAGACUAAAAUUGUUGAUUCGUCUGGUCAGACACUAGAAAACCCAAAAGAGAAAUCACACACUUGUGAUAUAUGUGGAAAGAUAUUCUCAUCAUUAAAUAAUUUAAUUGAACAUAAAUUAAUUCAUUCAGUAUCGAAGCCGUAUCACUGUGAAAUUUGUGGUAAAUCAUUCACUAAAAGCAGUUUCUUAUCUCAGCAUGAGCGUAUUCAUACAGGAGAAAAACCGUUCCACUGUGAUAUUUGUGGUAAAACAUUUUCUCAGAGUGGUCAUUUGUCUUCCCACAAACGUGUUCACACAGGAGAGAAACCGUAUCAUUGUGAUGUCUGUGGCAAAACAUUCUCCCACAGUUGUAGUUUGUCCAACCAUAAAGGUAUCCACACAGGAAAGAAAGCAUACAAGUGUGACAUCUGUGCAGAAACAUUCUCUUGCAGUGGCAAUUUGUCUUCUCACAAACGUAUCCACACAGGAGAGAAACCAUUCCAAUGUGAUGUCUGUGGCAAAACGUUCUCUCAAAAGGGUAAUUUAUCUGACCACAAAUAUGUUCACACAGGAGAGAAACCCCACGUCUGUGUUACUUGUGGCAAAACAUUCUCUCAAAGCAGUAGUUUGUCUUCUCACAAACGUAUUCACACAGGAGAGAAACCUUACCAUUGUGAUAUUUGUGGUAGAACAUUCUCUCACAUGAGUGGUUUGUCUUACCACAAACGCAUCCACACUGGAGAGAAACCAUAUCAUUGUGAUAUUUGUGGUAAAAUAUUCUCUCAAAGUGGUAGUCUGUCUUCUCACAAACGUAUCCACACUGGAGAGAAACCAUACCAUUGCGAUAUUUGUGGUAGAACAUUCUCUCUCAGUGGUAGUUUGUCUUCCCAUAAACGAAUCCACACAUAAGAGAAACCAUAUCAAUGUGAAAAGUUUUCUGGAAGUUUUGGUUUGUCUCAACAUGAACAUGUCCACACAGGAGAUAAACCAUACCAUUGUGAUAUUUGUGGUAGUUUAUCUUACCACAAACGUAUCCAUAUAGGAAAGCUCUAAAGAUGGAACAAACUCAAGCCUAUGUGACGCUUGAUGUAUUGAGAAUUUGCCCUUUUGGGAUAUGGUCCAGUAUGAAAUGCUUCAGAUGUUGUCGUAGUAUCUCAUGUCCAAUGUCUGUAUCUUCCUUUGAAUCUUGGCUGUGAGAAUCCAUGUUACACAUGUAUACAAGAUGAUGGAAAGUGCUAGUGCAUGCAAGAAUCUGAUGUUGUUCAUAGUGACAUUCUUACCUCUCCAUAUUGGUUGGAGUUUGGUUAAUUCAGGCAUUGUCUGUGAGGUUCCUGCAAGGAUUUCAGGCCUUGAUCCAUUACCUUUAAUAACUGACCUCAAGUUUUUGCUGUGCUGCACUAUCUCUAGUUUCUGUCCUUGUACAGAGAUGUCUGUUGAGAUGGUGCCAUUAGCAUUUAUUAUUAUUUUUUUUCCCAUUGAUUUCCAUCCCAAACUUGAUGGAAGCUUUAUCAAACUAAUCCAAUCGAUUCUUCUCAUUUGGCCAGCCUAUCAAUGUCGUCAGCAAAUCUCAAAUUUGUGUUAUUCCUCCUUCUGAUGCUAAUUGUGAGCACCUGGUUGUGAAAGGCAUCGUUCAUGGUCUGCUCCAGGAAUAUGUUGGGGUAAAGGAAGCAGCCCUGGUGAACUCCUACAACAGAAUGGCAUCACUCUUCAAAUUGUAUGAGGACUGCAAUGGUUGUCGUCACAUAAAUUUUGUUAAAUAGUAUGAAUUAGCUUCUGCUCCAUGUUGAAUUUUUUCAUUGUGGCUCUUGGAAUACACUAUCAAACAUCUUAAAGACUAUGAAAACAUGGUCAACAGUUUUAUAAGUAGAACAUGAAACCAAAUCUUGUACAUAAAUUAUAUAAUUUACAG